UGAAGUUUUGACUCAGUCAGUCUUAUUUAACAAGAAGUCAAAUUAAGUGGCAUAAUGUUGCAGAAUAUUAUUUGUAUAUUCCUAAUGUUGAGUGCCUUCACUUUCUUAUCUGAUGCAACUACACUUCCUCCAUCUAAUGAGACCAAUGUAAGAGCUGGACAGGGAAAGAUGAUAAAUGAUCUUGCUAAGGACUCUGAAUCUCAACUUAUCCGAGCGGAUAUCCAAUUUAUUAAAGCGAUGAUGGAACAGCAAACGAAGGAUAUAAAUGUUGUGGUAUCGGAUAAUCAAUGUAGAGCGGAGACCGAAAAACAGAAAAAAGAUAUAAUUGAUAGGGAAAAAGAAAUUCGAUCACUGAAAGCGGAUAUCCUAACUCUGAGAACGGAGUUGCAGCAAAAAAAUAAAGAUUUAAUUGAUAAGGAAACGAAUAUUCUGACUUUAAAUGCAGAGUUGGAAAACCAAAGGAAAAGUGUACUUGCCAAGGAGUCUAAUAUCCAAUUGCUUAAAAAUGAAAAUCAACUUCUUAGAACGGAGGAGGAGCGUAAUAGAAAGUUACUUCAACCACACAAUUGUACAGAAGCCAAGUCUAGUGGGAUUAAUGAAAUACUCCUCCCCAAAUUUAGUAGUCAACCUUUUAAAGUUGCCUGCGAUGCGGAAACCCAAGGAGGAGGUUGGACCAUUAUCCUGAGAAGGAUAGAUGGCAGUGUUAAUUUUCAUCGAAACUGGACGGAAUAUAACAAUGGAUUUGGUGAUCUGAAUGGCGAGUUCUUCAUUGGCUUGGACAAGAUUCAUGAAAUGACGGCAGAAAGAAAUCAAGAAUUACUUGUUCUUCUCGAGGACUUCGAGGGCAAUAAAACGUUUGAGAAAUACGAUGAAUUCGCAAUUGGAAACGAGGAUCAACAAUAUGAAUUACACACUUUGGGCAAAGCCAGUGGAACUGCAGGUAAUUCACUCUUAUAUCAUCAUGGCAGCAAAUUUUCUACAUUCGAUCGGGAUAUUGAUGGUGAAUCGGAUAUACACUGCGCCGAACAAAGUACUGGCGGCUGGUGGUACCGUUCCAACUAUUAUUGUCAAUCCUGCAAAUUGACGGGAACCUACGGAAACAACGAUUAUGACGAAGGCGUCACUUGGGACGAAUUUCGGGGACCUGAAUACUCCUUGAAGAAGGCCGUUAUGAUGAUUCGGCCAAGAAAGUGAAUUUAUUCUAUUAUGCUUUCAAAUUGGAAGAUAUCAUUUUUUCAUCACUGUCCAUUUUCCCUUAACUUUCACAAUUCAAAAAUUUGAAACUGUUAAACUUUGUCAAAUCUUAACCGAUUACCUUGGGGAAUGUCAGUUUAAUCUUGUUUUGACCUCUUAUUUGAUUCAGCAAUUAAAAUUUACAAAUAUAA
Drosophila innubila is the source of this 1385-nucleotide messenger RNA. Its product is annotated as microfibril-associated glycoprotein 4-like. The transcript is spliced from 3 exons. The coding region runs from base 55 to 1194 and encodes 379 amino acids. The record is from RefSeq and is a predicted model, not a curated record. Lineage: Eukaryota; Metazoa; Arthropoda; Insecta; Diptera; Drosophilidae.